Molecule: messenger RNA, 1466 nt
Organism: Nerophis ophidion (straightnose pipefish)
Lineage: Eukaryota; Metazoa; Chordata; Actinopteri; Syngnathiformes; Syngnathidae
Gene: armc1l
Product: armadillo repeat containing 1, like
Exons: 7
Coding region: 480-1283 (267 amino acids)
Molecular function (GO): metal ion binding; protein binding
Source: RefSeq, a predicted model, not a curated record
UUUGUACACGACGUAGCUAACCGCCGUUUGAUUAGAAUUGGAAGGUUUAAAAAUUCCGUCUUAUUGAUGUUUAAAAACGUAAUCAAUUGUUAAUAUGGAUGGGACGAAAGAACCCUGGUCAUGAAAGGAAAAAAAUAUCCGCCGUAAACUACACAAUGAAGCUUACUUACCAUUGACUCUUCUGGUUAUACCCGUAUGGCUUAUAGCAGUUGUGAAUAAAUCAUCAUUUUGUCAAAAGUAUUAAAAAAUCGGACUCAAACUGUAAAUAAACCCUUGAUCUCUGCAGUGUUGGGAGUCAGUGAAGUCCACAAAGUCGAAUACAACGGGUUAAGUUACCUCUUCUGUGAUUGGUCCACAGACAAGCAGCCAAUAAAAUUGUCCGACACUGCAGGGUGAUUCGUGGCUUCCACCAAUUGCGUUUCACCAACAGCUGGUGACGCCAAAUUUGUAUUUGUGUCCACGAGCUGCUUUUCUCCGGGAUGAUGGAUGCACUCUCCGUGGUGAGCCAGUUGCGGGAUCUGGCGUCCGAGCCCCAAAACCGAGAGGCCAUCGUGCAGGACCAGGGCUGUCUACCCGGGCUGGUUCUCUUCCUUGACCAUCAGAGCCCAGAAGUGUUGCUUGCUACUCUGGAGACACUACGCUACUUGGCUGAGUUAUCCCCCAACGUUCCCACUAUGAAGAAUGAACUUGGGAUGAUGGUGAGCCUGGAAAACCUCAUGGGAAGGGACAACCAGUCAGUGGACAUCACCAGUUUGGCUAAGGAGGUGUAUGGAAUUCUGACCGCACCUCUUCCUGUACAUCGCACACCUGAGAGAAGGAAGAAGUCACAGUUCUUCAUCAACUCUUCCUACAAGGCCAAGUGUGUCACGUUACACAUCCAGGGCCUGGACAGCGCUGACCAGCGGGGCUUGUGCGAGGAGGCUCUGCUGAAGGUUCGAGGAGUCAUCAGCUUCACGUUUCAGAUGGCGUCCAAGAGAUGCACCGUGCGCAUUCGCUCUGACUUACCCACUGAGAGCCUUGCUUCUGCCAUCGCAGACACAAAGGUGUUGUCGGCCCAACAGGUGGUGAAGAAUGAGGCGGGAGAAGAGGUCUUCAUCCCUCUAAACCCAUCUGUAGCAGAGGUGCAUCAAAUAUCUGCUCUGCCAGACUACCUUCCUGAAGAGGAGGAUAGUCCUGAGAAGGAGGUGGACCGUGCCGUGUCCCGCACCACCGCCAAGGAUGACGCGAGCGGGAGCUGGCUUAACGCUGCGGCCAGUUUCCUCACCAAGACAUUCUACUGGUAAUAGACUCCUCGAAUGCUUGCUGAGUGGACAAAUCCUAAGAAUCCCCACCGAUGAUCUAAUUCAGGUUUUUGGCUGGACAACUGGAUUGGUUUCCUGUAAAUAUUUACUUAAAAUCUGUACUCUUUUCUUUAUUUUUGAACACCAAUGAGUAUUUGCGCAGAUAGAAUAAACGCUGCUCCUCAA